Dufourea novaeangliae is the source of this 1437-nucleotide messenger RNA. RefSeq names its product major facilitator superfamily domain-containing protein 12-like. NCBI's taxonomy places the organism in Eukaryota, Metazoa, Arthropoda, Insecta, Hymenoptera, Halictidae. Gene Ontology annotation, molecular function: symporter activity. Gene Ontology annotation, biological process: carbohydrate transport. Bases 1 to 1437 code for a protein of 478 amino acids. The record is from RefSeq and is a predicted model, not a curated record. The transcript is spliced from 7 exons. Gene Ontology annotation, cellular component: membrane.
AUGGAAACAGAACGAGCAAGUAUGACGAGUGACUAUACUGAAAUCGUUCAACGUUUAUCCUUUUCUUUGAGAUUAGCGUAUGGUGUAGGACAUAUAUUUAAUGAUAUUUGCGCUUCCAUGUGGUUUACAUAUUUAUUAGUGUUUUUUCAUUUGGUACUGGGAUUUGAUGCAACUUUAUCCGGUGUAAUUUUGCUUAUUGGUCAAGUAACGGAUGCUAUAGCUACUCCAUUUGUUGGAUUUUAUUCUGAUAAGAAUGACCAGUUCUGGCUUUGUAAAUAUGGAAAGAGGAAAACAUGGCAUUUGAUAGGUACCUUGUGUGUUUUAUUGGCUUUUCCCUUUAUAUUUUCACCUUGUAUCGGAUGUGAAACUGCUCAUGAAUGGGCUCAGUUAAUUUAUUAUGCCUCAUUUGUUGUAAUUUUUCAAUUUGGUUGGGCUGCUGUCCAGAUAUCUCACUUAUCAUUGGUCCCUGAACUCACACCUACCAAACGUGAAAGAACAGAGCUCAUAGCUAUCAGAUAUAGCUUUACUGUUCUCUCAAAUGUUUUUGUUUAUUGUAUCACAUGGGCAGUAUUACAUGUAACAAACAACAAAGAUUCUAAUUCCCAAAUUGGCCCUGACGAUGCAAAGAAAUUUCAAGAAAUUUUAUUCAUCGGGAUAGGAAUAGGAUCUCUAGCAUCUAUUUUCUUCCACGUUUUUAUCAAGGAGGGAGUUGUUAAUAACUUUGAUGGAUUGCAUAGAAAUACAAGAUCAGUGUCAGUAUUAUUGAAAGAUGCACGCUUGUAUCAAGUAGCCUUCAUUUAUAUGCCUACACGUUUAUUUAUAAAUUUAUCACAAAUUUAUGUUCCUUUAUAUUUACAUGAGACUUUAAAUAUGCCAGCUACAUCUCUGGCUGUUGUUCCCUUAAUAAUGUUUCUGAGUAGUUUUCUAAUGUCUCUAAUUAUAGAAAAGUUGAAUACAAAGCUAGGCAGACAAAUGUCAUUUUACCUCGGUGUUUUCUUGGGUACAUGUGCUUGCAUUUGGAUACGAUUUGGUACAGGCAUAACAUUUACAAAAUAUCAAAUCUACCCAAUAUCUGUGAUAUUAGGAUUUGCAGGGUCCAUCAUGUUGGUGACCAGUCUUGGUGUUACAUCAGAUUUUAUUGGGCUGGACACAGACAAUGGUGCAUUUGUCUAUGGUAUCAUGAGUUUUACAGAUAAACUUUCUAAUGGUUUGGCAGUUAUGAUUAUUCAAUAUUUGACACGAUGGAUAAGUUCCAAAAAUUACUAUAGAGAUAUUUUGGUUUAUGUCUGUGGUUCUUCUGCAAUAUUUGGUUUAAUAGCAAUUAUAUUCAUAAAACCAUUUUCUAACAAUGCAGCUUACAGUACGUUAAGUUCAGAACAAGAAACAGUAGCAGAAACCGAACCAGACAAUUUACCACGCCAAGAGCAUGUCACAUAA